AUGGAACAACUGCUAGAACGAUAUGAGGAAUUAAAGAAACGGAACAUUCAGAAAAAUUAGAGCAUGAUAAAUUAAUAACUCAUUUGCUCUAUAUAGAAAAUAUCUCAAGCUAAAAUAGAAAAGAGAAUCACCCUUGUCUAAGAUGUAAUAAAUAUAAUAAUGAAGCUCGGCUUAUUAAGGAAAUAGAGAGAACCUUUAGGAAGUAGCUAUUCGAAUUGUUAAAGUUUAGUCAAAGAUAUUGAUAUGCAUAUCAAUUCCAUUAUGUUUGAAAUAGAUAAACUAGAAUAAUUAAAAUAGAAAUCCCAAAGAUUCUUACGACUUCAAAGUUAACCGAAAAUAAAACCAGACAAAGCAUCAACUGAUGUCAUGGCUUAGACAGGAGGACUGCUAUCAAGUACCAGCGAUGGUUAAACAAGAAUGUAUCAUAGAUGA
Paramecium octaurelia is the source of this 432-nucleotide messenger RNA. Lineage: Eukaryota; Ciliophora; Oligohymenophorea; Peniculida; Parameciidae. The record is from the annotation of a GenBank genome assembly.